CUGCCACCAACGACAGGUUACCUUCUUCGGGCCCUUCUCACCAUUUCCUCAUUUAAGCCCCGUGUGCCUUGCUCCUCGGUGUUUCCUCCAGAUAGUAGUGUUUCCUCAGUGGACUAGUGUGAAGCUGUGCUUAGCGUAGCGGAAGGGAGGAAGGACAAGGCAAGGCAACUGAUGGCGGCGGGCGGCGGAGGCGGCUCGCCGGCGCCGUUCGUGUGGAAGACGUACACGAUGGUGGAGGACCCCGGGACGGCAGGGGUGAUCGGCUGGGGCAGCGGCAACAACAGCUUCGUCGUCGCCGACCCCUUCGUCUUCUCGCAGACGCUGCUCCCCGCGCACUUCAAGCACAACAACUUCUCCAGCUUCGUCCGCCAGCUCAACACCUAUGGCUUCCGCAAGGUUGAUCCGGACCGGUGGGAGUUCGCCCACGCGUCGUUCCUGCGCGGCCAGACGCACCUCCUGCGCAACAUCGUCCGCCGCGGCAGCAGCGCCGCCGGUGCCGGAGGCGGAAAGAGGAAGGACGCCAGCCCCACGGAGCUGGCCUCCGGGGACGACAUGACCAUGGUGGCCACGGAGGUGGUGCGCCUCAAGCAAGAGCAGCGCGCCAUCGACGACCGCGUCGCCUCCAUGUGGCGCCGCGUGCAGGAGACGGAGCGCAGGCCCAAGCAGAUGCUCGCGUUCCUCCUCAAGGUCGUCGGCGACCGCGACAGGCUGCACCGCCUCGUCGGCGACGCCCCCGUGCCAGAUAACGGGUUCGCCUCCGGCGGUGCCGCCGAGCCGCCCGCCGCGGAGGUCGGCGAGAAGCGGGCCAGGCUGCUGCUCGACGGUGACAGCAUGGUGGCGCUCGGUCCCGAGGCCGUCGACUUCGCCGGGUUCUACAGCGGCGGCGGUGCGUUCGGCGAUGUUGCCGUGGAUGCUGCCGCUGGGUCCCGCGGAGGCGGGUUCUCGUUUGCGUUCGGCGUGGACGCGGGGUACUGAAUGACGAGCAGGCGCCGCCAUUGUCAGCAGCUUGGCCCGCUUAUGCUGCUGUCGAGCUUCCUGCCAAUGCCAUUGCGCUGAGCGGCGGCAGCCGUCACAUGGAAGCAUGGCAGGGGAUGGAUGAUAAUGAUGUUAAGUUCUAUCCCUGCUACAUGGAUAGGAUGUGUGUCUGAUGCUGCUUUUCGUGGAUCUAUAUGGGCGGGGAGCGACUACUGCGUCGAGAUCUAAAAAUAAGGGGAUAUACUGUCAUGGAGUGUGACCUUCGAAGUUCCCAAUAUGAGUAGGUUUGAUGUUGUACAUGACCAGUGCAGCAGCACUAAUAUUUCAAUCUCCUGCGGAUACGCAGCUGGAAAAUUGGCAUCGCUAUUAUUUAGCCCUUUUCUAA
Messenger RNA from Zea mays, 1360 nucleotides. Its product is annotated as heat shock factor protein 3. Gene Ontology annotation, molecular function: RNA polymerase II cis-regulatory region sequence-specific DNA binding; DNA-binding transcription factor activity. Gene Ontology annotation, biological process: regulation of transcription by RNA polymerase II; cellular response to heat. The record is from RefSeq and is marked validated. The coding region runs from base 172 to 975 and encodes 267 amino acids. NCBI's taxonomy places the organism in Eukaryota, Viridiplantae, Streptophyta, Magnoliopsida, Poales, Poaceae. The transcript has 2 exons. Gene Ontology annotation, cellular component: nucleus.